Messenger RNA from Amoebophrya sp. A25, 7279 nucleotides. The record is from the annotation of a GenBank genome assembly. NCBI's taxonomy places the organism in Eukaryota, Dinophyceae, Syndiniales, Amoebophryaceae.
CUCUAGGGCACAUGCAACAAGCGGCAACAAGCCAAAGGGGGCCAAGCCUAUCCUCCUUUGCCAUCUUCGGAAGCCUUGCACCCCCGGUCUUCGGUCCUUCAACGGCCGCAGGGAUGGGGGCGCUGUCGGGUCCAGGCAAGAAGCGGGAAGGGGUCGGAGGGGGGCUUUUGGAGGCUUUCCCGCGCGGCUGUCUCUCAGGAAAAAGGGCCAGGGGCGGGAGGGCCCCCCCCUGGGGUUCUCAUCUCUCAUUUUUUGAAUCUUCUAGAGCAUAGAGUGAGAUACAGAUACAUCAAGCAGAAGGUACAUUUAUAGAAACUUACUAAGAAAUAAGACCAAGAGUAAGACGCCAACGCAUUCCUUGGUUUAGUGUCUUCUACCUAAGCUCGUCUUCUCCACUCCACUGAGAAGUAGGAUCAAUUAUCUCCUUUCUAUAUACGGAAGGUCAAAGAAAUGUCAUACAUGUUAAACACAUCAUUUUUUUAACAAUCAAUACAUCGAUCACGACAUACACGUACCUAAAGAACGUCUUCAUAAAGAUUAUCGAUCUACCACAGCCCCAACCUCUACAACAACGAGCCCCAACCUCAACAUACCAAAACAAUAAACAAGAUGAGCGCUCCAGCGAAGCGAAGUAGCACCGCAUCCCAAAAAGCUGCCGCAGGUGGCGGUAAAGCUAAGGCGGGAUGCUUCGGCAACUACAUGAUUUGGAUGUCCGGCAAGUACAUGCUUGGUGACGUGAAUUACUAUACCAAAAAAUACAACGAGAAAUGUCCUGGUUUUUUGAUGCCGGAUGAACAGAUUGAAUUCGUCUUCAAGUUCUUCGAGAAGAAGGUGAUUUUCACCGACAAACGCAUCAUCCGCAAAAGCGGAAGCGGAAACAUCAACUUGGAAACGAUUGCCUAUUCCGCAGUUGGGGCUUACGAGAUCGUCACGCCCUCCAACAAGUUGGAUCAGGAUGGCGAGCUGCUCAUCUACACCACGAUGGAUGAGUUCCCCUGCGUCAGCUUCAGCAUCGCGAAGGACGGUGAUUUGGACCUGAAGAAGUUGAUGCAGUUUGUCAACCAAGGCAUGCUGGCUGCUCGUGCUCCGGCAGCAGCGCAGAAGUUCAACGCUGUCGAGAACAAUGCCGAAAUCGGGGAUUCUUUCACGACCUUCCUCUCCUCCGAUGCCGCGCAAAUGCCUGCGGAGGAAGCACAGUCCACUUUCGCCGCCAUUUUGCACCCAAUGUUAAGGCUCAACGCAAUUCAUUUCCUAGGGUGAUUUUCUUCGGUUUCGUUCGUAGGAUUCUGAAGAAAUGACGGGAAGAAGUGAGUUGCUUUAUAAGCUCUAACAAUGGAGACCGUCGCCUUCUGUUUCAAGCGUGGCUACGACUUCACGAUGCUGACCAACAUGCGCAUGUUCUUUAUCGAUCAGCAGGGCACCUUUUCGUCGACUUACGUCUACACUUCCGUCAUGUGGCAAAGCGUUCGUGCGUUUUCGGUGGAAUCCGGAUCGACCUUCGACAACGACGCGGAGUUUGUUUUGUACACCAACAUGAUGGGCAAGCGCCAAUUCAAGCAGGAGCUGAAGAAAACUGUCGACAUCUUGUCGAUCCAGGCCUUCAUUUCCGACAUGUGCUGCGGUACAGUUAAGGCUCGACGUAAUGAUUCAUCUUCAAAGUACUAGUUUUUAAUUCGCCUCCAUCGACGUGACACACAUUUUUUCCCUUCUUGUUUGGAUUUUUCUGAGGCUAUAUGUAUAACAACUGUGAGUACGAAAGAACAAUAAGGAUGAAUUAUUUUUGCGAGCUGCUCUAACACUGAGGUCCUUCCUCGCGUCACUGGUGAGAUGGAUGCUCCGGACGUAGACGAGAAGAAGGAAGAGGGCUUCUGGAACAGCUUGACUGGUAACGUUGGAAUGCUCAUGAACAGUGCGGAAGCAGAAAAGAUGUUCAAAGAAGAUAAAAAGCUUCUCGCGGAACAAGAAUCCAUCGAGCUUGCCUACAAAGCGAAAAAGUUAAGUUUCGAUAGAACUACAAGGCAUUCAUUUCCAAGAGCCGUGGUCAUUUUCUUCUGUUUUCCACCUCUCGGAAAAAUUCUGAAGAAAUGAAGGAAACAAGAAAUGAUCAAAUAAUAACUAAAAACGUACUUGAAGACCCACGCACAUUAUACAGUUUCCUUCAAAUGCAUCAUUCUCCUUACUUUGAGCUCGUCCUCUAAUGAAGGAUUUCUUCCUGUUCACUACCAAGCGGUUCAUCGUUGUCGAUCACAAGGCCGGUUUUUUUGGGAUGAACGCUAAGGACGAGUACAUCUCCAUUCCCUACAAGAGUAUCAAGGGGUUCUCUGUUCAAUCCGCAGGCUCGUGGUUCGACAAUUAAGGCUCACGACCCUAAUGGUCCAUCUUCCGAAGUAUCCUGAACAAGAGCUCCAUCUUCAGAGAAGUCAUCCCGAAGGGGUAACUAAUGGUCGAUCUUCAGAGAAGUCAUCCUGAAGACGAGGUAACUAAUGUCCAUCUUCAGAGAAGUCAUCCUAAGUAGAAGAGAGGCUUUAUUUCAAGGGGAAAAGGUGGGUCCUAGCACUAGCAGGAAGAUGCUUUUGUUUUCAAGUACUUAGAUGGAAGAUGACAUGAUUAGGGUGAGCAGCUCUAAGACAAGGAUUCCGAAAUGAUGUUGUGGACUGACAUCGCACCAAAUGACGACAUCCUCAAAGAACAGGGUGAGGGAGAAGACAGAUCCGUCUAUUGGGUGCUGAACCCGGGAUUGUCCUUCCGCUCGUUUGAUUUCAAGAAGGAUCAAAUCGAUCUGCUCUUGUUGCACAAGUUGUUGACCGCAUACGUGUGCCCAAGAGUUCCGGAUGGUAUUUUGAGUUUUUACUCGAGUGAAAACAGAAAUCACACAAGAACAUAACUCAAUUUUCCUGAGUCAGUUAAAGUUUACUAAGUUGCCUCCAAUUAUAGAGCAAACUGCUAUUUCGUCUCAUCCCACUCGUCCUUCAUCACUCCCACUCGUCCUUCAUCAAGGAUGAAACAGAGGUUCAUCUGAAAAAUCGCGAUAUAGUGAACAAGAUCGCCAGGAAUACCUUAUAGUUAUAUUAUCAUAAGCAAUUAGAAUUACGUAGUUGUAUAAACUUAAACAUAAGAUUCUCGUCCUCUCUUUCAUCUGCACUGCAUAGUGUAGAUGAAUGAGAAUUUUUAUCAAUUCAUUGACUCACUUACUAUUAUCUCGUAUGGUGCAGACGCUCCUGUGUAGCCUUGAUCACGACAUGCACUGUAUAAUCCGUUACCUAACCAACUCAUCCUCGUCCAAGAACAAGAAGAACAACAAACGUCAAACACGAACCCCAACCACUUCUAUGUUUCUAACACAACUACAGCCGAAGACGCCGCCCCAAUGGACUUCCGUGAAUGCGGGAAGGCUGAGGGCGCCAUCGAGGCAUUAAUGAGUUGGGCCACUGGAGACGCUCGUGAGGUGGACCCUGCGCAAGUUCAAGCUGGGAUCCAGGAUUGGUUGAGUCCGGGAGAAACCGUCCAACUCGCUUUCAAGGCUGGUCGCGAUUUGCACUUGUUUACCAACUUGCGCCUGUUCUACAUCGAUCCGCAGGGCUUCUUUGGGAAGAAGGUACUCCUACUUACUCUUUUUGACUUGUUGAUACGAGGAUCAUUGUUCUGUGCUGUAUCUUUAUGACCAAGACCGUCUUCUUCCACAUACCCCUAACUUUUGAACCCUUCUUGAACCUUCUCUACCAUGACACAACUUCUCAGGUCGAGUACCGUUGUUCCUUGCCGAGCAAUGCUUGUUACUCAUGCUUUCUUUGUUAACCUCUCUUCACCGUCACCCACCAGGUCGAAUGCCGUUCCUUCCCGAGCAUUGCUCGUUACUCAUGCUUUCUUUGUUAACCUCUCUUCCACCAGGUCGAAUACCGUUCCUUCCCUUACUCUUCAUUCGCGGGAUACUCGGUUCAGCAUGAGAUCGGAACGUGGGAUGCGGAUGUUGAGAUCCGUAUGUUCCCGAAAUGCCAGUGGGAGCCUUAUUUGUCUCUGGAAUUGAUGCAAGGCAAGGUUGACGUGAUGAAGAUCCAGGCCUUCCUUUCGCGCAAGAUUCUCACCAAAAUGGACGUCGAUGUCUCCGAAUUGGCAGAUCAGAGUGGUAUACUUAUACACUUACUAGAUGGGGGACGUUUUUCUUUUUGCUCAGGACACGAGCUUUUCAAGUAAGUGAUCUGCGUUAGCAUGCAUGUGCAGAAGUAUGUUUUGACGCACGACCGUAGUUGACGAAAGAACAUGCCAGAACAUUCUUUUUUGGAACUUCCUAGCCAUUUUGUUUACUCCUUACACACAAAAAAGGUGCUUCUGAAACCAUGGGAGAGACCUUUUGGGAUUGGAUCAAGGGCGAUGAUGCUCGUGCUCUGGACCCGCAGAUGGCGCAGGAUAUGCUGGCUGCCUUCCUCAUUCCUGCGGAGAAAGUUAAGGCUACAAGCAAUGAUCCAUCUUCGCAGGCAUCGAUCUAUCUUUCUUGGUUCCGUUUUUAAUGGCCCAAGAUGCUGCUGAAGAUGGGUUUGCCUUAGUUCUAAGGAAGUUCAGAUGGCCUUUCGAGCUGGUCCGGAUCUGUUUGUUUUGACGAACAAGCGCGUCAUGGUCAUCGACAAGGAAGGAAAGCCCUGGCGCCGUGGAGGACAGUCCAUUGAGUACAAGUCUUUGCCGUGGCAACACGUGAAGGGGAUGAGGUGCUCAUCUACUUGCUUUCCUUACUGAUCAUGUGAUGUCGUGUAUGAUGCAGAAUUCAUUGCUGAUGAUGUCAUACCGUGGAUAUGGAGUAACACUAUGCCAAAAGCGAACAUAGAAAAGGGGCUUUUUUUGCGUUUUUUGUACAUUCUUCGUCUCAGAAUGAAAAUUUUUCAUUUUGAUUGAGACGAAUAGGAAUACUGCCCAACUGAUCCCUGGGCUUUAUGUGCGUUUUUUGGCCAAAAGACCACUUUUCUAUGGUCGCUUUUGGCAUAGUUAGUGGCACUCCAUAACCGUGGACAUUGUAAAAAUAUUAACGGUUACCGAAUUACAUCCCGCAUUACCAUCCUUGGCGCUUUUUCUACUUGAAAAAGGCACCGGGGGUAUUUGAGGAGUGUAAUUCUGUAACGUCUAAUAGAAAUAAUUCUAGUUCUAGGUGAUAGAAGACGAAAUACGAAUAGAAAUAGAUGUUUAUAAUCAUUAUCAUGUUGUUGUUGAAUCGUUUUCAUGAUUAUGUUUGAUUCGCAGCGUUCAGUUAAUAUCUUCUCCCGUCAAAAACGUUUUCAGAUGCGAAUCCCCACAACGUUCAGGAGUUAUCUUCUCGCAUCUUGAAUACCAUUUUCAGAUGCGAAUCCGCUUCCGGUUUCUUUGAUGGUGAUGCCGAGAUCUUUGCGUUCACCGAUGCCCCGAAGGGUCAGUACCCGCAGCCCAAUGUGAUCGCUGGUGAGGGCGACGAUGAGGGUGAUGCGAAGCAGAACUACAACGAGAACGCUUGCUGCCUCGAACAGGAUUUGCGCAAAGGCUGCGAGGUAAAAAUCUUCGACAUCGCGCAAGUCAUGGGCAACUUGCUCAUGACCAUCGAAGAACCAUAAAACCCUUAGAUAUUCUUUCUUCGAUGAAUAUAAUGUAGAUACUCUAGAAGUCAAUCUUUUGUUGGAGGAUAACUUCUAGGGGUACUACUUUUACAACCUGCUGCACCGAAUUUUCCUGAGAACGACCGAGACCACUCAUUGUUCUUGCGUUGCUCAUAACAAUGCUCUGGACAAUUAAUCUUCCUAGAAACACGGGUAAUGAGGAGCGCUGAGAGUGUCGAAAAGUGAUUGUAGUAGAGGCUUCUUACUAACUUCUAUAUAAGUAAUUCUUUUCCUCUUUGUUAUUAUUUCGUGUGAAGGGAUAGCUUUUUCGGUCCUAGUUAGUACUAUCAUGUAUAUUUUCACAAUUUUUGAAAUAUUUAGAUUGGAGGUCAGAGUUCGCCACCACCGCAGAGUCCAUGCACGACAGCAAAUAAUGUUGACGCAGAUACCACGCGGAAAGACCGACUCUUUAUGCGUCUGGGAGGAUGCGCUUUCAAAAUCGAAACUCCUAUGACUUAUCCACAGAACUUCUACAUCACCGUGGACGUGAAGUGGUGAGUUUAGACCAUUUCUUAUAGACCAUUUCGAUUUCGUAUAAUUAGAGAAAUAAGUACAUAGAAUCCUUGAAACGUAGAUGUAUGUAGAUCGCAAAAGAGAAUUUGUUGAAAAUGUAGUGCCUUAAUACGUUGCUCAAAUCAAUAGAGCAGAAGACCAUUUAUUUAACGCGUGUCGAUAGACAUCUUAUGACUUGAAUGCAGUACAAGAUUCCUCGUCAGUCUGUUUAUCUGGAAGAUCUAGAAGAAGAUGAGGAUGGAUACAAAUACACGCCAUUUGCGCGUCUCCGAGCGAGUAUGGUUUCCACAUCGACAGUAAAGAUCGAGUCACAGGGAAUGUCAAAGAAUAAGCAUUUCGUAUGAUUUUUAAGAUUUUUUUCUAAUGUGGCCGUGACGCCGCGGCAACCUAUCCACCUAUCCUAUUGUAAACUUUUCUUUUUCUGUAAGACCUGGUCGGACGGCGCGGCCUGGCCGCAGAGCCGCGGACCUUAAACCUUGAAGCUUAAGACCAUUUCUUUAUACCAAAGACAACAAGUGAAGACAGAAUGCUGAUCCUUUUUUGUUGUUAAGAGAUGAUACUUAUAAGGAUAAGGAAACGAGGAAGAUAUGGAGGCAUUAUUCUCGACAUCGGAUAGUAGAUUGAGCAUCACAGAUACUUCUUCAAUUAGCUUCAUCCUAUUCUCGAGCAGUUGCACAGAGACGGGCACAAUGGACCGAGUAGUACAAAAGCUUGAGAUUGUUUGAAGUAAAUCGCCGAACGUGCUUCCUCAGGAGGUAGUACGAUUACAAGAUCGACAAAGUAGAAAUGUCGAGAAGUGAUGCGGUGUUCUCAUGAUUGGGCAGCUCGAGGUCUCCUUUGCGCCUUAACAUUACGUGUACGGAUUCGGCUGAUAGAUUACACGUAAUGUUAAGGCGCAAAGGAGAUGAGGUGCUCAUCUACUUGCUUUCCUUACUGAUCAUGUGAUGUCGUGUAUGAUGCAGAAUUCAUUGCUGAUGAUCAUGAUGUCAUACCGUGGAUAUGGAGUAACACUAUGCCAAAAGCGAACAUAGAAAAGGGGCUUUUUUUGCGUCUUUUGUACAUUCUUCGUCUCAGAAUGAAAAUUUUUCAUUUGAAUUGAGCUCGAGGUCUCCUUUGCGCCUUAACAUUACGUGUAAGCUAUCAGCCGAAUCCGU